AUGCACGUGAAUACGCUCGUCAAAGGAUACCCUUUGCUGCGGUCAACUCACGAAGCAGCUUACCAGACCCUUGAAGACAUCCUGCAAGAGUUCGACGUCAGCAAGCAAGAAGGUGCCGCGAGCUCCAAUGUUCGAUUCGAAGGUGAUAUUCCCCAUCCCAACACGACGCACAGCCAAAAUCUGAACCUCACCCUUGUGGGAUGCAUACCCGCUCUCGCCAAUGCUGUCGCCGCGGCUGAGAUUCUCGAGGCCCGUGGCGGACCACGACAGACUAUCACAGCUGACCUACGGAGAGGCCACAACUAUAUAGACCCUGGGAUCGGAAUGACUCCAACGAUCAACGGGCAAGAGAUCACUAUGGAUGUCGUGGCAGGAAAUCCGUUCAUCAACAACAUCUUCGAGACCAGAGACGGAAAGUAUGCCGUGCUGAGCGCUGUGUACGUGGACCUGGCUUACAAGUGGACUGCAUUGCUGGGGUGUUCGAUGGCGGAGCAUGAUGUGAGAGAAAAGGUCAAGCAGUGGUUCUCGACUGAUCUCGAAGACCUCGCACUCAGCGCAGGCAUGCCGAUGGCCAUCUGCCAAACCGAAAGCUCGUGGACUGCCCAUCCACAGGGUCAAGUCCUCUCGAAACUUCCUUGGGUACCGUCACGACGGCUUCCCACCGGGGGUAACGCCCCCUUCUCGCCUUGGUCGGCCCUCCCUACCGAACCUCGCCGGCCCCUCUCAGGAAUCAAGGUCCUCUGCCUCACCCACGCCAUCGCUGGCCCCUCGGCAGGUCGCACCUUGGCCGAGCACGGCGCCUCCGUCCUGCAAAUCAUGUUCACGCACGGCUUCGAGCACCAAUUCGUCUACACCUAUGCCAAUUUGGGCACCGCCUCAACCCGCCUCAACCUCAACAAUAACUCCGACCGUGCGCGGCUCCGCACUCUAGUGCAGGAAGCGCACGUGUGGAUCGACUCAUUCCGCCCUGGCGCGAUUGCGAAAUUCGGUUUCGACGACGUGGACAUUUUCGCCCUCAACCCUGCCAUGAUCGUGUCGCAUAUCCGCGUGUACGGUACUACUGGCCCAUGGGCGCAUACGCCAGGCUUUGACAUGCAGGGAUCGGCGUCGAGCGGCAUGAUGGCGCUGUGCGGUGAGGGUGUGGGCGAUGGCCGGCCGCAGUGGCCGCCAGGAAUGGUCAUCAAUGAUUACACGACUGGCUAUUCUACCGCGCUGGCCAUCCAGAGCAUGUUGCUGAAACGCUUUAGGGGAGAAGUGUCCGUGGAGGACGGGUGGCUGUUGAGCCCGAGCCUGUGCGGCACCGCAAUGGGCAUCUUGAAAUACUUCAAGACAUCGCGCUUUGCGACCGCGCAUGAUGCUUGUGAUGAAACGAGUGCACCGCUGCCUCCGCUGACGAUUGAGGAGCAGACGGGUUUGGGUUAUCUGAGGACGCUUGCGCCACUGCCACAGAUGGGUGUGACGCCGAUCUGCUACGAAAAUGGUCUUCUGGUGCCGAUGGGAUCGUCGAGUCCAGUCUUCCCAGGCUUUGAUCAGGAGUACUCCUUCGAUACAGCUGGACCAGAUGAUCACACGGGCCUGCACGCCGUGCUUGUUUCGGCGAAUGACAAGAUCGAGCGGCUCAGGGUCAUGGGUGAGGAGCGAAGAGCAAGCAGGGAUAAAGCGGAGAGAAGCACUGGCACCGCGCGGCAUUGGGACGCUUACGCAGGCAUGGACAGCUGA
Cyphellophora attinorum is the source of this 1719-nucleotide messenger RNA. RefSeq names its product Acetyl-CoA:oxalate CoA-transferase. Gene Ontology annotation, molecular function: catalytic activity. The record is from RefSeq and is a predicted model, not a curated record. Lineage: Eukaryota; Fungi; Ascomycota; Eurotiomycetes; Chaetothyriales; Cyphellophoraceae. The transcript has 2 exons. Bases 1 to 1719 code for a protein of 572 amino acids.